Rattus rattus (black rat) is the source of this 8344-nucleotide messenger RNA. It is a transcript of the gene Nebl, whose product is annotated as nebulette. Gene Ontology annotation, cellular component: Z disc. Gene Ontology annotation, biological process: cardiac muscle thin filament assembly. Gene Ontology annotation, molecular function: actin filament binding. The record is from RefSeq and is a predicted model, not a curated record. NCBI's taxonomy places the organism in Eukaryota, Metazoa, Chordata, Mammalia, Rodentia, Muridae.
AGACAUCGCUCAAGUCUCAUGCACGCCAUUCUCUAUGGAAACGGACAUCACCCACAACAACACGAGCAUUCUCAUCUGAAGUGGCAGCCAAGAGGUUCAUCUUGGACAGCGUCGGCAGGAUUGUUUCCCUAUAUACUUCUGAAGGGUAACGAUGAAGGUUCCUGUAUCCGGGGAUGUGAAAGAGGAAACCGAAGAGGAAAAUGUGGAGGAGGAAGAAAAGCCAGAAGACGAGGUGUUUCUGAAACCUGUUGUUGAAGACCUAAGCAUGGAACUGGCCAGAAAGUGCACCGAGCUCAUUAGUGAUAUCCAUUAUAAAGAAGACUAUAGAAAGUCUAAGGACAAGUGUACGUCUGUGACUGAUACCCCUACGCUAAACCAUGUGAAAAAUAUUGGUGCUUUUAUUUCUGAGGCAAAAUACAAAGGUACCAUUAAAGCUGAUCUUUCUAACUGUCUGUAUAAGGACAUGCCUGCCACCAUUGACAGUGUCUUUGCAAGAGAAGUGUCCCAGCUGCAGAGUGAGGUUGCCUAUAAGCAGAAGCAUGAGGCGGAGAAGGGGCUCUCCGAUUAUGCCCACAUGAAGGAACCACCGGAGGUCAGACACGCCAUGGAGGUCAACAGGCACCAGAGUAACAUUUCUUACAGAAAAGAUGUGCAAGGCACCCACACGUAUACAGCGGAGAUGGACAGACCGGAUAUCAAGAAGGCAACUCAGAUCUCCAAGAUCAUAAGCAAUGCAGAAUACAAGAAAGGACAAGGCAUCGUGAAUAAAGAACCUUCUGUAAUUGGGAGACCAGAUUUUGAACAUGCCGUGGAAGCUUCUAAACUUUCUAGUCAGGUUAAAUAUAAAGAAAAGUUUGAUAAUGAAAUGAAGGGAAAAGGCCACCAUUACAACCCUCUGGGAAGUGCGUCUUUCAGACAACAUCAGCUCGCUACUGUCCUGGCAAGCGAUGUGAAGUACAAGAAAGAUGUUCAAACCAUGCACGAGCCAGUUUCAGAUCUCCCAAACUUGUUGUUCUUAGACCAUGCUCUGAAAGCCAGCAGAAUGCUCAGUGGAUGGGAAUAUAAAAAGAAUUUUGAAGAAAACAAAGGAUCGUAUCACUUUGAUGCGGAGGCCCCUGAACACCUGCACCAUAAAGGAAAUGCCACCCUCCAGAGUCAGGUAAAAUACAGAGAAGAAUAUGAGAAGAAUAAGGGGAAGUCCAUGCUUGACUUUGUUGAGACACCAUCAUAUCAGUCUUCAAAGGAGGCUCAGAAGAUGCAGAGCGAGAAAGUUUACAAAGAAGAUUUUGAGAAGGAGAUUAAAGGAAGAUCCUCACUGGAUUUAGACAAGACUCCUGCAUUUCUACACGUGAAGCACAUCAGCAACCUGAUGAGGGAGAAAGAAUAUAAAAAAGAUUUGGAAAAUGAAAUAAAAGGGAAAGGAAUGGAACUUAGUUCAGAAGUUCUUGAUAUUCAGAGAGCAAAGCAAGCAUCUGAAAUGGCCAGCGAGAAAGAAUACAAAAAGGACCUGGAGUUGGAAAUUAAAGGGAAGGGGAUGCAAAUCGACGCCGAUACCCUUGAAAUACAGCGAGUCAAAAGAGCUGCCAAGAUAGCCAAGCGAGACUAUAAAAGAGAUCUGGAGACAGAAAUUAAAGGGAAAGGAAUGCAGGUCAGCACAGACACGCUGGAUGUUCAGAGAGCUAAGAGAGCAUCUGAGAUGGCCAGCCAGAAGCAAUAUAGGAAAGACUUGGAGAAUGAAAUUAAGGGGAAAGGAAUGCAAGUAAACGUGGAUAUCCCGGACAUGCUCCGCGCCAAGAGGGCGUCUGAAAUCUACAGCCAGAAAAAGUAUAAAGAUGAAGCUGAGAAGAUGCUCUCCAACUAUUCCACUGUGGCAGUCACUCCCGAGAUUCAGAGAAUCAAGACGACGCAGCAAAACAUUAGCAAUGUAUCUUAUAAGGAGGAAGUAGGAGCUGGCACAGCCGUAAGGAAUACUCCAGAGAUUGAACGAGUGAAGAAAAACCAGCACAAUAUUAGUUCGGUGAAAUUUGAAGAAGGAAUUAAGCAUGCAACAGCCAUUUCUGAUCCUCCUGAGCUAAAGUUACAGAAAAACCAGAAGAAUGUCAUCAAUAGGUUCCAGUAUAAAGAGCCAACCUAUAAGGCCACUCCGGUAACCAUGACCCCAGAGAUAGAGAGAGUGCGGAGGAACCAGGAACAGCUGAGUGCGGUCAAACACAAAGGAGAGCUAAAACAGGCAACUUCCAUUUUGGAUCUGCCAGGGCUGAAGAGAGUGAGAGAAAACCAGAAAACGAUCAGCAAUGUUUAUUAUAAAGGCCAAUUGGGAAGGGCUACAGCUUUGAGCGUAACGCCCGAAAUGGAAAGAGUAAAGAAGAAUCAAGAAAAUAUCAGCUCGGUGAAAUACACUCAGGACCAUAAACAAAUGAAAGGUAGACCAUGUGUGAUCUUAGAUACACCUGCUUUGAGACAUGUAAAAGAAGCACAAAAUCAUGUUUCCAUGGUCAAAUAUCAUGAAGAUUUUGAGAAGACGAAGGGAAGAGGCUUCACUCCUGUUGUGGACGAUCCUGUGACGGAGCGGGUGAGGAAGAACACCCAGGUUGUGAGCGAUGCUGCCUAUAAAGGGGUCCAGCCUCACGUUGUGGAGAUGGAUAGAAGACCUGGGAUCAUUGUUGACCUUAAAGUGUGGCGCACAGAUCCCGGCUCCAUCUUCGACAUUGACCCCUUGGAGGACAAUAUUCAGUCUCGAAGUCUCCAUAUGCUCUCUGAAAAGGCAAGUCAGUACCAGAGCCGCCUGUCUCGCUCACACUCUGGCAGCACUUUUGGUACGGGUCUGGGAGAUGACAAGUCAGAGAUCUCCGAGCUCUACCCUAGCUUUUCAUGCUGCAGUGAGGUAACAAGACCAUCUGAUGAAGGAGCACCCGUCCUUCCUGGAGCUUACCAGCAGAGCCACUCCCAAGGCUACGGGUACAUGCACCAGACCAGCGUGUCGUCCGUGAGGUCAAUGCAGCAUUCAGCAAAUCUAAGGACCUACCGAGCCAUGUACGAUUACAGUGCGCAGGACGAAGAUGAGGUCUCCUUCCGAGAUGGUGACUACAUCGUCAACGUGCAGCCCAUUGAUGACGGCUGGAUGUAUGGCACCGUGCAGAGAACCGGGAGAACGGGCAUGCUCCCAGCGAAUUACAUUGAGUUUGUGAAUUAAUUCUUUCUCCUUGCCCUUUGAGCUUUAUUCUGAUGUAUUCCAAACUCAACCUUUUUAAAGAGAUAGAUGACACUUUUCAGAUAACUUGGCAAUUAUUUUACAACAAUGUAUCCUUACUUUGACAAUUAGACACACAGGUACCAGGAGAAAGGAAUUGACUUUCAGGCUGGAAAUGGCAGCAGCCAUAGUAAUUCCUGUAAACAAAACCAUUAGGUCUGGAGACCUGGUGCUGCUAAUUGUGUUUGUGGUUUCAUUUGAUUGGCUACUCAACCCUUCUGGGAAAUGUAUUUUUGUAGACUUUAAUAGAGAUGUCGAUUGUCCCUUAAAUGUAACAAAUGUAUGAAACUUCUUAGCUGUCACUUGGAACCAUCCACAAGCUUAUUCUCAUAGUCCAGCAACACAGCCAAUAAUUCAAAAACUGUUCAGCCUUUAAAUCAUCGGGUAAUUUUUAAUUCAAGCGAGAGUCACCUAAUAUAAUAAAUGGAAACAGUGGUAGAACGAGUCUGGUUAAAAUCACAUUGACUGUAGCCUUAGGGAGCCGGCAGGGAGCUUACCCUUUCCCUAGGCUGAGCAGGAACUAGUUACUUCUCACGUGUUCCAUGGUGUAGCCUGUCUCCAAUUGCCUUCUGUGGAGCAGAGCAUCUGCUCAGGUCCCCAGAAUGUCAGGACCAGGUGACUUCCCAGCUUCUCUGCAAAGGGCAAAGUCCAGUGUCAUCUGUAGCAUUUCCCCAGUAGCCUCUAUCCUGUUGCAUGUCUCGUGGGCUUGAGCUUCUGUAACAUGGCGGCUCCUUGCCCAUCCUUGUUAUGAAAGUCAACUGUAUGGCCAGUCUCUCCCUGCCCCUCUUUCUAGUUGCCCGCUCAUUGGAAAACAUUUUGAAAAGUUGCUUGAGGCUUUCUUGCUGUAUUACACUCUAGUUUCGAAAGACUCAUGCCUUAGGAACUACAUAUAUACUCUAGUCAAUAGGAGUUUUGUGUAUUUACUGGAUAGCUUUCACUCACUUAAUGCCACCGUUGAUUUAAAUGUGGGGUGAAUUGAACAGCAUCCUAUGUAAGAGAACAUCCUCCAUAAAGUGGCUGAAAACUGAAACAAAACAGCGGAAGUUUGCUCCACAAUUAGACAAUCUGGUCUUAUAAUGUGUCAAUCAGUCUUCAGAUGCUGGGGCGGAAAUCUAGCCACCAUAUAUGUUCUUAAAAAGGUUCCCUUUCCCCACCCCUGUUUUUGUUUUCUAAGUCACCUUCAGGAUUAGAUAAAAAAGUCAUCAGUGAUUUUUUUGGGGGAGGGUGGGGCGGGGAAGGGAAUCCAACAAAUCGUCCACUAAGAAAUGAAUCAGUGUCUUGUUUUGAGUGAGUGUGCAGGACUCAAAAUGUGUCUUAAACUUGUCUGGAAUCCGCAGUUGAGGUCACCUGGAUGUUGACACUUAUCACAACUCUGUUUUUCCCAUGGUGCCUCUUACUUGCAGCUGGGUGGCAUUCAUGUGGGCUCCGAAACUGAAGGGAGCCAAGUCACAAAAAUGUAAGAGGACACUGGGACUGUGAGAAUAUCUACUCACACAGUAUGUUCAAGGCAAUAAACAAGGCAGCCACAAUGAAAAAACAUUUGAAUGAAAUGUUUAUGAGGCCGAACCCUAACGACGACUCCUGGACCCCUUUAGAAAGGGAGCCCAUGCUUUUGGAAACCAUUAGUUUCAUUUCAUCAGAUUUGCAGUUUUAUUACACUAAGCUGCAUCUCUGUGACACUGACAGAAAAUUGAAAAGGAAAAUUCUGCAAAUUACUGGAGAUUUUUCUGUUGAGUUUUUUUUAUAGACUCAUAAAUAGCUCACCCAAUUUCAUGUGCUUUAAGUAGUCAGUCAUGAUUAACCUUCCUAACUGCUUUUGUGUCUUGAACACAUACCUACAAAGAUAAACUUCACUUGCAAUACUUUGCAAAAAUCUAUACACUAAAAGCAAGGGUGAUAAGCUGGCCCAAUUAUGUUAUGUGUCUUUUAUGCUUCCCCAGGCAGACCAUGAAUAUGUGUGUGUGUUUGUCACUAUUUCUUUUUUUUUAAAGUAGUUGCUAUUUAAAAUGUCAAGAUAAAUGCAAGGCAGGUAUGGUUUUGAUAAUAGCACGUGAACGGGAGGCUCAUCAGAAGCUGGCUUUGGAAUGAUGCUGAACAUUUGCUAGUCCCCACGAGGUAGCUGCUUGAUGGUGGACAGCUCAUAGAAGAAUUUAAAAAUGAGCCCUUUAGAAAUUGGAGUCAAAGAAGACUGAAUGCCAAGCACAGAGAGCACACACGUCUUCCUAGCUGAUGGAAUCCAAGCUUGUCAGAAGCACAAGAAACUGCUUGGUACGCUUCUCAAAGGCUCUGAAAACAAAUGUAUUUGGUUUAUAUUUCUCUUGAGAAAAGUUUAGCAACCCGACAACGCUUUUGCUCUAAGCUUUUGUAGUAGAUUUAAGGGGAAAAAAACAUUUCUUGUUCUCUAGAAAGUUUUCUCUUUCUGACAUGUAACAAAAUGAAGACAUAGGCAGCGCGGUCCAGUUUGAUCUGGUUUUCAUUCUCCAUGGAGGUUCUGCAUCUUCUCAUGUCUCUCAACCCCCACACAGCACCCAGAAAUGUCUAAGCACAAUUUCCACAAGCAUCUUGUAAGGGGAGGGUUGAGAUUAGUCCAGUUUCUCUCUUGCCCCUAGGCCCUUUGCUCGAAGGUGAUGAAGAUGGUUUUGGUCACAGACCCUCUCUGCUGGGGCUCUGUAACACUCUAGGAAUUAGGGGAAAACCUUUUCCAUAAUUGAGAGCAAGUGACACACCCACUUUUCAGGUUCAUCCACCUCCCAGUGGAAUGAUUUCAGUCAAAUGAGAAAGAAAAUAUGUGUGAUCUUUAAUAAUACAGCUCAUAUAAUACAGUAGAUAUAGUUUAUACUGAGGUUACAAUAUAGAUAGAUACAAGAUAGGUGCCUUUUUGAUUAUGCUUGUUUAUCAUUAUGGUCUUGGAAAGGAAACCAAGCAAGCAAACUUCUGCAUAUUCUAUAACAAUAUUUUAUGAUACACAAUUGAUAUUUUUUAUGGUGAGAAUUGGGAUGCCCUUGACAGAAAGAUAUUACAGGUGGUAGCUGGUUGUAUUUUCCUUCUAAAGGUUUAUAAUAUUAGAAAAAUGCUGACUUACUCAAUUUUUUGAAAAGUUUUUUUUUUGUGGAUUUAUAUAUAGUCGAGAUAUAUAAGCAUUAAGUUUAGGUUUGGGGUUUAAAAUACUUACAGUGAGCUAGAUUAGUUAUAUUAUGAGGCUGAAUUCACUGCAUAAGAUAAACUGUAUGACUUGAUUAUAUUUUAACUCUUUGCUUCUGAUAAUCUGUCCGUGGAUGUGUUGCACUGAUAAUCCGAGUUAUCAUUGCAUUGUUUGGGGGUGGUUCAACAUGAUGAUAGAGCUUCAGUUAAGUAGGAAGCUAUGUAAACGAAUUUAAAGAUGCUAAAAGUGAAAGUCUCUUUUAAGUAUUCCAUGUCCCUUAGGAUCUUUUGCCAGGCGAGUAGCUGUCAAUAACUGAUGACCAAAGAAGUCAAGACGUUGUGUGAAACUUCUGUGGUCAUUGUUCCUGGAUGUAUAAGACCACUACAGUGCUCAUUCCUGGAAGGUUCUCAGGGCAAAUGUCCCUCCCAAUCUUCUGUAUAUCUAACAGAGCUCCAGAGCUCCCCAUGCUUCUCAUGUCUGGUGCAUUGUAUCCUGGUUGCAUAGCACAUACCCACUGUUGUCAUUAUUGAUUGUUAAAGAUGAUUUCCUUUAAAAGAAAGAGAGAAAACUGCACCACAGCAUUCUUCCUCCGUGUCCGUACAAUGAAUUGCUGAGCAUUUUGGAAGUAGCACCAAGUGUGGAACAGGCAUAAUAUUUGUGGAACUGUUGGCUUUUGACCUGUGAUAAAAACACAAAUUCGAACGAUUCAGUUUGGCUUCUGUUUGCUUUGAAAAUAUGCACAGUUGUGGUUUGUGAUUUAGUUGUAGAACUGUACUAACUUUGAGAACAUAAUGAUUUUGAAAGAAGUAUUAAAUGACUUUUUUCCCCCAAUGGAAGGGAAUCACAGAAUGAUAUACGGUUACUAGUAUAAUUUGGCUUUUGUUAUGCAAGUUGUUAACACCAGCUAUUAAAAUAUAUUUUAGUAGAAAUGCUUUAACUCAUGUCUUUUUCCUCUACACUGUGAAUCUUAAGCCUUGGUGGACCAGAGACACAUUGUGAUGUCCAAAGGACUAACCUAUGCAAAUGAGUUCACAUCUUAUAUUGAUGUCACAGUAAAGGUGUGAUGAGGCAUUAUUUCUCCUCCUAAGGUACAACAGUAUUGAAAUAACGAAGGAAGCCCGGCCUCCCAUGCACUGACUGCAGUCUCUCACAAUCCCUUCAAGGUUACCGAAAUCAUUAGCACUUAUGUAAAUCAGAGUGGUAUCAAUUGAAGCUACUUGAAUGAUUCCGGGCAGAAAAUGACAGGCAUCUUGACUGGCUUUCAUAAAAUUAUGUUCUCACAUAUUCUCUGUUCAGGGUGUUGGCAUUCUGUGUCUUCUAUCUGUAUUUGUAAAGCCUUAUGAUGAAUUGAUUUCCUAUCAACACACUCGGUUUGCUUAAAUAAAUUCAGGAUGUAACACAAUGGUUCUACUUCUUUGCUGUCACGUGCUUCCUAGGAGCACAGGUCAUUGGGUGUAGGGUGUAGCACUGGGCAUUCCUCUUGGUGGCUCACAUCCAGUCACAGCAAAGGUUUAUGAAGGCAUAGUGGAUUUAUUUUGAAAAGCUGUGGAACUCAUAUAUUCCUCCCUGAAACUAAUACACUUUUAAGAAAUAAUAAUAGUAUACUUUUUAUCCCACAGUAUUUCUGAUUUUUAUACCUAAGUAUUGCUGGAAUGCAUCCUAGUAGUUAACUUUUUUUCAAAACUGAAGUGUUCACUGGUCUGGUGUUAGUUUUCUUGAAUUUGAAAGAUGAAAGGAGCCACAGAAGCAACUUGGAGGAGGGAAAGGGCGCAGAUUGAUACUCUGAUCUUUCAUCAAAGAAUGUCUAUCAUAGAACAUAAUUGCUUCUUUUCUCAUGCCUCUGUACCAUAGAACAUAAUUGCUUCUUUUCUCAUGAUUUUCUCAUAAUUGAAAUUAAGGUAGUUCCAAUUUUACCCUCAUCUACAUUUCAAUAAAUUGGAUCUUGGCUUUAU